Molecule: messenger RNA, 2460 nt
Organism: Cladophialophora immunda
Lineage: Eukaryota; Fungi; Ascomycota; Eurotiomycetes; Chaetothyriales; Herpotrichiellaceae
Exons: 2
Coding region: 1303-2151 (282 amino acids)
Biological process (GO): transmembrane transport
Molecular function (GO): transmembrane transporter activity
Source: RefSeq, a predicted model, not a curated record
GCCCAGGAUCUGCUAAUCCGACGUCAAUCCUGUGGUACUUAUUAGGGGAUCAGCCCUGCCCAGCAGGACCGUCCAGGUAGCUGCUGGGCUAGCAGCAGCUGGGAUGUGCCUCCCGGGGAGAAUUCCUCCUCCCCUCACUUUUAUGCCAUUUUCACUUUCACAUUCCCAGGGUCGAGAGCGCCUUACCGUUGGUAAUACAAUGGAGGGUCGCAGAUCACCGCCACCAGCCGCUGGGAUGCGAGUGGGUUGCAUGUCCGAAUGUUAAGGGACACUUUUCUUCCCGCUGAGGGUUUGUUUUCGUUUUUCAUUCUAACCCCUACUCUUUCCCUCCUACAUUGUUUAGGGACAAUAUUUGUUUGAUUCUGUGAGCCUCGUCGUUGCUACCAGGAGCACAUCUAUUUGGUCUUUGUGGAGUGGUAGAGAGGGGGAGAGAGAUGCCCGACCAGCGACAACAGACUAAUCAUCCAGGGCGAGACGAUGAUGGAUAUCCAUACCAGCAACUCACGGUCUUGGCGUUAUGCCGCCUUGCCGAGCCCAUCGCCUUCUGCUCCAUCACAGCCUACACCUUUGUAAUGGUCGUCGACAUCAAAGGCGAGGAAAAUGCCUCGUUUUACGCCGGCCUUUUAAUUUCCGCCUUUGCUAUGGCUGAGGCCUCUACGGCCAUGAUAUGGGGUCACAUCUCCGACCGAUACGGCAGGAAGCCGAUCGUUCUUCUGGGGCUUGCGGGAGUUGCGCUGUCGAGUCUGAUCUUUGGGUUUGCAAAGAGCUACUGGGUUGCUCUUAUGGCGAGGGUGGUUGGGGGGCUUUUGAAUGGAAACGUGGCUGUAAUGCAGACUAUGGUGGCGGAGAUGGUGAAGAGACCUGAGCACGAGCGUGAGUCUGCAGAAUGGUGCAAAGCCCCAGAAAAUUACUUAAAGCUGAUUUCUGACUUCAGCCACCGCAUACGCCGUCCAGCCCUUUGUAUGGAGUCUAGGAUCAAUUGCUGGGUCGGCCCUGGGAGGCUUCACAGCGCAACCUGCCCGGUUCUAUCCUCACCUCUUCUCUUCUGACGGGAUUUUCGGCGAAUAUCCUUACCUCUUACCGAACCUGGUUGCUGUAGCGAUCAUUGUCAUCGCCAUCAUACAGGGCUGCCUUUUCCUCGAGGAGACGAAUCCAGUGUCGCGAUCAUCAGGUACACUAGUCACGGUCAACAGUUCCGAUACCAUCGAUGAGACGACGCCCCUGAGGUCGAGACAGAGGCGGGAGUCGGCGCUCAGUGCAUUUUCGACAGGACCUGGCGGACUCACUUACGUCGCGGAGUCCAUGCCUGUUGCCAUCGAUCCGGCCUUCGACCUUCGGCGGCCUUCUGUGGCAUCUAUCGGCUCACUCAAGCCACUCUUGAAAGUCGGAUCACAAGUCGAAGCCGUCAUUGAAGACGAAGACGACGAACAACCUGUUAAGCCGGAGCAAAUCAGGGCUUUCACCAAGCCCGUCAUCAUGUGGACCGUUGCUCUCGUGGUGAUGUCAUAUCACUCGAUGGCUUUUGGCUCUGUUCUCCCCAUUUACCUCCUUGACGACCCGCAACGGCCGGCACGUGAACUUGACUUGAAGGGCGGGCUCGGCAUGACUCUGCACGAAGUCGGGACAUAUCUCGCCGCCGGCAGCAUCAUGUCUUUGUUCUUCCAAGCAGUUGUAUUUCCCAUUUUCGUGGCCAAGUUGGGUGUCUGGAAGGCCGUCUUGUCAGUGACACUGCUCAGCCCGUUCAUCCACACUGUGGUGCCGUUUGUCUCUCUUCUUCCAAAACCAGGGGCAGGAAUUUACGCCGUGCUGGCAUUUCAGAGCUUCGCGGGCGUCGUCUCCUUCCCGACCUUUUUGAUCCUGUUGAAGAACGCCACACCCUCGCCGCUGGUGUUGGGUAAAGUCAACGAGCUAGCCAUGUCAGCUUGCUCCGCCGCCAGAACGGUGGGACCACCGCUCGUCGGUAUAUUCUAUAGCAGCCUUGGGUCAGCAGGGGCGUGGUGGAGUUGUGCCCUUGUCGCCAUCAUUGGGGUCAUCCAGUUUUACUUUUCGCCCAGGCCAAGGGACGAUGACGAGACGAUAUUGCGGAGAGCCUCGACGGCGGCCGUCGAGGCUCCGCCCAUGGCUGACUUGGCACGGAGCCGGGAAGAGUAAUGUUUCUGAGAUGUGUUCGGCGUUUUGUGAAAAGUUUAUGGAUUUGUGCUCCAUGAAGGAUAAGUAAAUUGCUGCAAGUGUUAUGGCGCAGGCUCACAAUAUGUUCGCUAUAUGGAUUAUUUCAGGAAAAAACGCCAUAGGUAAGCGUGGGAGAAAUUCGGAAAGCGGCUUUGAGCUCCUCUGCCAAAGUACGGAGUCCACAACCGCCAUUUGCGGACUGCUGGAGAGAAAUCAAGGAGUUAUGUAUCGAGAUGCGCUUUCAGAUGUUUAAGAGUGGCGUGCGUGGACUCAGCCAUUUUCCAAGUAGAC